UCUCUAUCGAAUAGUACCUUUAUUUAAAAUUGUAAAUUAUUCCGGAAUAAAAUGAAUCCACCGCCUUCCAGGGGGCGCGCCCCCUCGCGAUUCGUUCGUGGGCGUGGUCGUGGAGGCGGGGCCUACCGCCCGUACUUUUAUUUCCGGCGCAAUGGACGAGUAAUUCCCGCCCGCGGCAACCGGCAACCAAAUCAAGAGGAAUCUGGAUCUGGAGCACCUGGCGCUCCAAGUACCGACCCGCCUGCAAACCGGCCAUCCAGAGGCUGGGGCCGCACAGUCGGCAAACGAGGACGCGAUGUCCACCUGGACUGCAGCUUCCUGAGGCCCGAAAACUAUGCGGCUCCGGAGGAUGGGCUGCAGGUGCAGAGUAUCGCGGUGGACAACCCAAGGGCCUAUCCCGGCUGGAGGCUGUACUUCCUGCGCGAGAAGUACGAGGAGGGCAACGAUCUGGCCAGCAGGAUCAUGGCCGUGCAGGCUCAUUACCAGCGCAAUCCUCACAACUACGAUUUCCUCAUGAUCCGUGAUCGGGGAUUCUUUCGCCUGCCCGCCUUGACCAUUUUAUCAGAUGCCCAGCUGAAGGAGGUUUGGCCUGGCCUGGUCGAGGACAUCCGGGAGCACCCGCUUCGCACGCUGGCCACCCUUUCGUUGGCCAUGCACACUGUGGUCCUGAACCACCUGCUGGACUGUAACGAUUCCGUCGUGAGUAAUACCUCUACCACCGAUAUAUACGUCCCUCCGCCCGGAAGACUACGCAAGAUCUACGUGCGACCGGAGGACUUUGUGCCCGUGGACCCAAUGGAAGGGAUGAGCCACUCCCGCGUGGAUACUCUCCUUUGCAUCCGGGGCACUGUGAGCAGCGUGGGCGAGCCCAGCUACAGCCUCACCUGGCAGGCUUUUCGCUGCAGCCGCUGCCAGAUGGAGAUUGCCAUGCGCCAGCGAGGAACCUUCCAGCCACGUCCCUACCAAUGUAAGCGAUCAGAGUGCGUGGCUCGCGAUGAGUUCCUGCCCCUCAGAAACUCUCCGUACACGCGACUCUCCAUCAGACAGAUCAUCCGCCUGGAGGAAUCCAGUCUGAGUUCAGUCCAUGAUUUCGAGAGCAGUCUGCCCGGAGAGAUGGAUGUGGAGCUGCGACACGAUCUGGUGGAUGCAGUGCGUGUGGGUCAGGAGGUUGUGGUAAGCGGAGUGCUCAAGCUGCAGGAGCUGGGCGAGGAUGGCGCCACAGGAGACUCCUCCAACCAGAUGCAGGCCUACCUCAAGGCAGUCAGCAUUCGGGAUGCGGCCGCCAUCAAGCGGGAGUUCAGCGAGCGCGACUUGGAAGCCAUCGCCAUGAUCAAUGCGGAGCAAAAUAGCUUCAAGCUGCUGGUGCAAUCCAUUGCCCCGGAGGUGUACGGGCAUGAGCUGCCCAAGGCCGCCUGUUUGUUGUCCCUUCUCGGAGGUAGAGGACCAGAGGCUGAUGCUAUCAACGUGCUCCUAGUGGGCGAUCCCGGCAUUGGGAAGACUAAGGUCCUGCAGAGCUGUGCUCAGAUCACGGAACGCGGUGCCCAUGUGAGCGGAAAGCGUGGCGCCCAAUCUGCCCAGCAUUUGGGUGUUACCUUCGCUGGAAGAAACAAGCGCGUCCUUCAAGCGGGCGCCUUGAUGGCGGCCAGUGGAGGCGGGCACUGCACCCUUGACGAUGUGGACAAGCUGGCCUCUAAGCAGGCGAUACUACUGCAAUGCCUGCAAUCGGGGGAAAUAAACCUUCCACUUUCUGGAGCCUUUGCCUCUUUUCCGGCAAAACCUUCGGUGAUAGCCUGCGCAAAUCCUCAAAGAGGCCAAUACGAUGAGGGACGCUACCUCCUGCAAAAUAUUAAUAUUACUCCGGCUUUGCUCAAAGAGUUCCACCUAGUCUAUGUAUUAUUGGACAAGCCCUCCGAGAGGGACAUGUCCCUGACUGCCCAUGUGCGGGCCCUUCAUGCUGGGGCCAAAAAGCGAGCCAAGAUCGCAGCUCGCUAUGCCCUCAAGCCCAAGAUGAGUGACUCCAUGUGCGAGGCUACGUUUGACAUUCCGGUGGCGGGAGAAAAGGAUGACACAAUGAAAACGGAGGACGAUAACGACAGCGUUAUGCAGCACGAUUACGAUCUGGACAAACGGCUGGAGCUGCUGCCGGAAGAGGAGGACUUGGAUCUGCUACCACCCAUCCUGAUCAAAAAGUUUUUGGCCUAUGCCCGCCAGGAAGUGAACCCGCUCCUAAACGAGGAGGCCAGCAAUGCAAUUUUGAGAUUUUUCCAGGAGCUCCAGGGUAGCAGCGCCCACAGUGAAGGCGACACCAGCCAGAUGGGAGCAGGACAACUUCUUGCCCUGAUUCACCUGUCCCAGGCACGUGCUCGACUGGAUUUGUCCCCCGUGGUCAGUCCCCAGCACGUGCGCGAUGUUAUCGCCCUGCUCACGGAGAGCAUCACCCAGACCAGCCUGAAAGCGGGCUCCAGCGGAUCCGGAGCUCGAGGUGGUGGUGGCGGCGGAGGCGGAAGGAGCGCCCAACUGCGCAAUUUUGUGCAGUUGAUGCAAAAACGCUCGGCGGCGUUGGGUAGGAGAAUCUUCGAUCUGGAGGAGCUGAAGGAGAUCGGAACGCGGGCUGGCAUCUUGACCAGCUUUAGCCAGGUGGUGGAAAUGGCCAACUUGGGAGGCUAUUUGCUCAUGAAGGGAGCAAACAUGUACGAAGUGGUUCCGGACUAGGCAAAUGACAAAUGAGCGGAUCAAUAUUUGCACAGUGUCUGUGGUUUUCUUUCCUGUUAACUAUUAGUUAAGUGGUCACCAGAAUGAGGCAAAAUAAAUUAUAAAUAACUAUUACGGAAAACAAAGCCCUAAUCGAUAUUCUAAUUAUAAAUUUCAAAUGAUAGUAUAGUAGUGGUAUCAAAAUAACGCAUUUGUAAUAAUUUGAAAACAAAAAGCAUACUUUAGGGAGCAACUAGUUUGAGUUCGGCACUACACUGCGUGUUAUAAGUAUUAUUGUUUAUAAAAGCAGGUUGGCCCUAUAAAAUUUAAGGUUUACAAUUCUGUUACGGCCUAUUUAUUACUUAAUCAAACCUAUUUAACAACUUCGAAUGUGGGUCACUUUAUAUCUAUUCUCCUAUAUUCCAACUGAUCAAACACCUACUAGUGGAAUCCACUUACAUAUUGUUGAGGACAGAGACUAGACGUGACUAGACAAAAACAUCCGCCAAAUAGAACGUAUCCAACUUACAAUUCCGAACAUAAAGUUGGCAACUUCCAGCUGUCACUUUAUAAAUAUUGGACUGAUAUUGCCAACUGAUCAAGCACCCACUACUUGAAUCCAAUUACAAACUGUUGGAGACAGACUAGAUGUGACGAAAAGUAAAUAAUGCUGAAAUAUUGGCACGACUUAUACAAUUUAAAUUUCAAUAAAUACUUCCUCUGAAUACAAUGUAACCACAUUAAAAUUUCGAACCUUCUCACUUUAUAAAUAUUAGACCAACAAUUGACAUCGAUAAAACACCCACCAGUUGUAUCCAAAAACAUACAUACUUUCCAUAAUUGGUUUCAUUUAAUACUUUAUUUUCUUGUAUCAUAAAAUUAGAUAUAAUGUAAUAAGUUUUUAUAAAUAAAUACACAAAACAUUUGUA
Molecule: messenger RNA, 3620 nt
Organism: Drosophila suzukii
Lineage: Eukaryota; Metazoa; Arthropoda; Insecta; Diptera; Drosophilidae
Gene: rec
Product: minichromosome maintenance 8 factor recombination-defective
Cellular component (GO): nucleus; MCM complex
Molecular function (GO): single-stranded DNA helicase activity; single-stranded DNA binding; ATP binding
Source: RefSeq, a predicted model, not a curated record